Messenger RNA from Limulus polyphemus (Atlantic horseshoe crab), 4364 nucleotides. Its product is annotated as eukaryotic translation initiation factor 4 gamma 1-like. Gene Ontology annotation, cellular component: eukaryotic translation initiation factor 4F complex. The record is from RefSeq and is a predicted model, not a curated record. Lineage: Eukaryota; Metazoa; Arthropoda; Merostomata; Xiphosura; Limulidae. The transcript is spliced from 23 exons. Gene Ontology annotation, molecular function: mRNA binding; protein binding; translation initiation factor activity. Bases 30 to 3392 code for a protein of 1120 amino acids.
AAAAUAAAAAACUUCGAGGGCAGAAAAGGAUGAAGGAAUUCAACAGAAAAUGUGAAAGUAAGGAAGGGGGAGAAAUGGAUGCUUUUUUAAAUAAAGAACAGAUCCCGACCCCUAGAUCAUUGUUUCCAGCACCAGAACAAUCUUUUCUUGAUCUUAGUCCUCAGCUACCUGAAUCUUCAGUUAUGCUAUUACAAGAUGACUUGGUAAAAGAAAAGCACACAAAAGAACAAGUCACAGAAAAGAAUCAAAUGGACUUAAGGGAGUUAGGUGAAAAGCAGGUUAUUGAUGAUAAUAAAGGUCUAAAAAAAGAUGAGAAUUUAGAAAAUAAUCUUGGUGAUAAGGAGGAUUCUUCACAAGAACAAUUUAUAGAUAAAAAUCAAUUUAACUACCAAAAGUUGUCCUGUGAAAAUCAAGUAAUAGAAAAUAAUGUAGUAAAUGAGAGUGUUUCAGAGGAGGAAACAGAAAAAGUGCCAGUAGUUACAGAACCAUUAGAACCUCAAAUAAAACUGAAAUACUAUUAUCCAGCAGACCAGUGGAGUCCGUUGAAUCUAGAGGGUAAAAAACAAUAUGAUCGUGCCUUUCUUCUUCAGCUGCAGUCCGAACCAAUAUCCUUGAAGAAGCCCCAAGGUCUACCAAACCUGGAAGUUAUCAAAGAUAGGGCCAUUCCCUUCAAGCAAGGAGAUGUCAGGAGACCUCUGAAUCAGGGUCAGUCUCGUAGUAACCACACUGAUCCAUUCAUGCCAGUUUAUGCUGGUGGUGCACAGCAAAGGAAUAAUCAAGGAGGAAUAACAGGAAGGAGACAUAGUCAACAGAGUAGAGACAAAGGGAAAAAAAUAUUUACAUCUUCUUUUAGCAAGGAUGUCAAGCUCCAUUCAUCAGAAAAUGCAUGGAAACCUUCUCGAAAAGCUGAAGAACCUGAAACUCAUGAAGAGAAAAAUACCCAGGAACUGUACAGAAAAGUGCAAGGUAUCCUGAACAGACUGACUCCACAGAAGUUUCAAACUCUGGUCAAUCAAGUGAAAGAACUUCCUAUUGAUAAUAAAGAACGAUUGAAGGGUGUUAUGAAUCUAGUCUUCAAAAAGGCUGUUGAGGAGCCUAACUUUAGUGUACCUUAUGCAAACAUGUGUAAGACUCUAGCCAUGAUGCAAGUGCCUGCAGGUGAUGGCUCAAGUCAGUGUGUGAAAUUUAGUAAGUUAUUAUUAACUAAAUGUCAACAGGAGUUUGAAAAAGAUAUUAAUGAUGAAAUAAACAAAGAAGGAAGACUGAAACAAAUAGAAGAGGCAGAAACAGCAGAAAAAAAAAAUCAACUACAAGAGGAACUUGAUGAGGAAGAGGCUAAGGCCAAGAGAAGAUCUUUAGGAAAUAUUAGGUUUGUUGGGGAGCUAUUCAAGCUAGGAAUGUUAACAACUCCAAUCAUGCAUACCUGUAUCAAAAAACUCUUGGGGCAGGGAGACGAAGAUUCUCUAGAGUGUUUAUGCCGCUUAUUAACGACAAUUGGCAAAGAAUUGGAGCGAGAGAAAAACAAGCUCACAGCAACAUCAAUGAACAGCUGCUUUGAAACUAUGAAAACAAUAGUGAAGGAAAAUAAGACUAAUUCUCGAAUUAGGUUCAUGCUGCAAGAUGUUAUUGAUCUUAGGCAGAAUAAUUGGGUACCUAGGAGAGAAGAUAACAACCCUAAAACAAUUGACCAAAUUCACUGGGAAGCUGAAAAGGAAGCUCAGCAACAACAGCUUCUCUUGCAACAGGUGCAUGUGCCACCCCAAAAACGAUCAGAUGAAAGAGAAAGAAGAAAAAGCAGGAAUAAUCCCCCAUUCUCAGAUGAAGGAUGGAACACAGUUACCAGUAGGAGCAAGAUUGAUACCAAUAAACUUAAACAGUUUGCCAAGGGAGGACAAGCAGAAGUAGAGAACAUACAGCUUGGUCCAGGCCGUUCUUUCUACAGUUGGGGAAAAGGUAGUAGUGGAGGAACUAAAGCUCAAAUUCAAGAAACUGAAUCCAGACCUCCAUUGCCCUCUAACAGGUUCUCAGCAUUAUCAGCAACAGAACAGAACUAUGAUUCUAGAAGAAACACACAAAGGUCUGCUGCUUCAAGUCGAGAAUCCAGUCAGAAUCGUGGAGGUCCAGCUGUAAGAAAGACACCAUCCCAGUCAUUAGCAAAAUACCAGGAAAAAGCAGCAGCUGCCGUAAUGUGUUUUCUUCCUGGUGGUGGUGAAGGAUUUCUUGAAUCAAAACCUGUAUCUCAAGACCAAAAGGAAAGAACAGAAGAACCAAAGAUGUUACUUAAGGGUAAAGACAUGUCUGAAGAUGAAAUAGAGACAAGAACGAAACCACUUAUUGAUGAGUUUCUUCACAGCUGUGAUUUUAAGGAAGCAACACAUUGUUUUAUUGAACUAACAUCACCCACAACUGUCAGUUACUUUAUUUCUGCUGCCAUCAACCAGGUGUUGGAGCGCUCUAGUCAGGCUCGUCUCUUGGUUGGCCAGUUCCUUCAUGAUUUGGUUCGUAGUAAUAUUAUACCUGCAGAGAUGUAUAUAAAGGGGCUCAAGUCGAUAUUAGAAAAUGCAGAUGACUAUGCCAUAGAUAUACCAAGAAUAUGGGAGUAUCUGGGAGAACUUAUAGGUCCAAUGAUUCAAGAUGGUAGUAUUCCAUUGAGCUUCCUCAAAGAAGCAGCUGAGCCUUGUGUAGCUAGUGGAACAGCUGGUAAACUUCUGUCAGCUGUAUUACAUGCUGCUGCUGGAAAAUUAGGUUCUAUUAAAACUGGAGAGCUGUGGAAGAAGUCUGGCCUUCAAUGGACAGAGUGUCUGUCAUGUAAACAGAAUGUAGAAAAGUUUAUAGAAGAAAAUAAAUUACAAUUUACAGUUAGUGAAACAGAACCACUUCCUGAUGCUCAACUUUCUAUAGAACAGAUUAAGAAAAAACUUGACUUUUUAUUACAAAAGCAAAAAGCUAGCAAUGAAGAAAUCCUUGAUUGGAUUGAGGUUCAUGUGGGAGAAGAAAGAUGCAAAAAUUCUCAGUUCAUUCGUGCCUUGACUACUGCUGUUGUAGAGAGUGCAAUAGAGGGAGAGGGAAACAAUUGUAGAUUUAACAAUUCUGCUGUCUCGGACAGAUUGUCAAUAUUUAAGAAAUACUUGGAUAAUAAAGAAGAUUUAGAACUUCAAGCUCUCUAUGGUCUGCAGGCUUUAGUUAAUAGACUUGAACAUCCUAAAGGAUUGCUGCUGGAUAUGUUCAACAUCUUCUACGACUUAGAUAUAAUCUCUGAUGAGGCUUAUAUUAGGUGGGAACAGAGUUCAGAUCCUGCAGAACAGGAAGGGAGGGGAGUUGCACUGAAGUCUGUGGUGCCAUUUUUCACAUGGCUAAAAGAAGCAGAAGAAGAAUCAGCUGAUUCAAAUUGACUCAUUGUUGAUGUUUAAGAUUAGAUAUGAUUCUAGUAUUCAUCAAGGAAAAUGUUUAGAAUAUAUACUGGAAAAUUGUUAAUUUGCUAUUAGCAAAAGUAGACUGAUGGAAACAAAGUGUUUAAAUUUGAAGCUCAUGAAAUUCGUAUGUGUAUUUUAUAAUUCAUAUUAUUCCUAUGAAUUAGAAAUUUCACUGAAUAAUGAAUACAAAUUUAUAUAUAUAUAUAUGUUUAUGGUACUGAGUUGUACCUAGUUAUUUCUUUUUCUUAUGGGUAGUCAGCUCUGUUUUAUCAAGUCUUAUAGGCUGAGUUAAAAGUAAGAAUAAAUUAUCAGUAAGUGUGUAAUAUUUGUUAUGUUUCAACGAAUAUUUAGCUUCAAUUAAAUAAGUAAAAUAAAACAAUUAAUAGGUAAAUAAAUAGUUUUUUGUUAUGUACAUUGACAACAGAAAAGUUAAGUAUGUUUUUUUAACUUUGAACAGUACAUGUGUUUAACAUUGGUAAAACUGACAUUUCACCUUCUUUCUUGUUAGUAUUUAUAGAAACAAGCAUGUGUUGUAUUUGGGCAGUGUUGUGUGCUAUUUAUAGAUCAAGCAUGUGCUGUAUGUAGGCAGUGUUGUGUGCUUCAUCAUGAACAUUUGGUAGAAUGUCUUACAUACAUACAAUUGAAACCUAUCCUAUUUUUAAUACAACAGAAUGCCUUAUCUGAAGUUUUAUGUUAUCAGUUAUGCUAAGUGUUAGUUGUCAGUUUACCUGAAGUGCUCAGUUAAUUCUACCUAAACCAGCAGUUUCUUUUAUCUUGUAUCUCCAAUGUGUUGUAAAUGUACUGUUCUUGAAUUAUUGGUAAAACCUGUUGUCUAUUAAUAUAAAUAACCUAACCAUGCCCUUAUAAAUUACAAAUAUUAGAAGUGGAAAUAUUUGUACCUGCUAUUUGACAGUGUUAUGAUUGCUGAUAAAAUUAAAUACUGAAAGGAAA